AGUCUUCAUAUCGGAUGCUGACACCUUCGCACUAGUGAGAACCUGCUAAAUAUACCCAGCAGUGCCCGUGUACGCGCGACACAGAGGACGGAAAUCAGUCAUAUAUUAGGGAGUGACCCGACUGCUGAAGCGCCCGCAGACAGCGAGCUGAGCCCAGGACGCGCUGUCAAGCAUCUCCAACACUUCGGAUUAUGAAAUUGAAGCAAACACAGCAGUGGCGGUGACUCUACGAGAAUCUCCCGCUUUCCAGGGUUGUGAGUUUUCAUCUUCGCGUAAUGGAAGAGGAGACCGCGGCUCCCUGGCUCUGAGUGACAGGAUCUUUCCACAGCUUCCCAAAACUACAGGAUUCAACAAUAAUUAUUCACACUAAUUGCUGAGGAUAUAUCUGAAGAGAUUUCGUUUGAGGAUGUACUGGUGUUUGCUCUGUGUGACUCUAACGGGAUUGUCCGUGGCUCGCGCUCUGACGGAUCGUCCCUGCGGUGGGAAAAUCACAAUCACCAGUGCCGGGUAUGUGACCUCUCCCGAUUACCCGACUGGAUACCCAGUGAACAAGCAGUGCACAUGGCUGAUCCAGGCUCCUGAUCCACAGCAGAAGAUCCUCAUCAACUUCAAUCCGCAUUUUGACCUGGAAAGCCGGGAAUGCAAGUAUGAUUUUGUACAGGUGUUUGAUGGUGCGGAUGAGAACGCUCUCUCUCUUGGGAGGUUCUGCGGCAAAAUCGCUCCGUCUCCGAUUAUCUCUAGUGGAAACUCUUUACUCAUCAAAUUCACCUCCGACUACGAAAGCGCAGGAGCCGGAUUCAGCAUCCGCUAUGAGAUACACCGUACAGGUACCGAAUGUUCCAGAAACUUCACCGAACCGCACGGACUGAUCGAAACCCCUGGCUUCCCGGAUAAAUAUCCCAACAACCUGGAGUGCACCUUCAUCAUCUUCGCGCCCAAGAUGGCGGAGAUCAUUUUGGACUUUCAGAGCUUUGACAUGGAGCCGGACACAACGGCACCUGCGGGGGCCGUCUGCAGAUUCGACUAUCUGGAGAUAUGGGACGGAUAUCCUACAGUGGGUCCUCAUAUUGGUCGAUACUGUGGUUCCAGACAUCCAGGUCGAGUGAUUUCAUACACUGGCAUUCUCUCUCUCAGUAUCCACACAGACAACGCCAUCACCAAAGAGGGCUUUUCAGCCAAUUACAGCAUCCGAAGCAGCUCAGACCAACUUCAACCACACCAAGAUGAGUGUAUGUAUCCUUUAGGAAUGGAAAGUGGUGAGAUCACAGAAGACAGGAUAGCUGCAUCGUCGCAGUAUAAUCCCAGCUGGUCUCGACUGCGCUCCAGACUGAAUUACCUUGAAAAUGGCUGGACGCCGUCAGAGGAUUCUUCUCGGGAGUGGAUACAGGUGGACUUGGGUUUUCUGCGGUAUGUGACGGCUAUAGGAACACAAGGUGCCAUUUCAAAAGAAACCAAAAAAGCGUACUUUGUCAGAACAUACAGGAUCAGUGUGAGCUCAAACGGAGAGGACUGGAUUACCCUGAAAGACAAAACCAAACAGAUGGUUUUCCAGGGAAAUGACAAUCCCACAGAUGAGGUGCGCGCCUUGCUGCCCAAACCCACCCUCACCCGAUACAUACGCAUACGACCUCUGCUCUGGGAACAAGGCAUCUGCAUGCGCUUCGAGGUGUAUGGCUGUAAAAUACCAGAUGCUCCAUGCUCCAAUAUGUUAGGGAUGGUUUCGGGUCAGAUUUCCGACUCUCAAAUCUCGGUGUGGCCAUCAGCAGAGAGAGGCUGGCUCCCUGAACAGGCCCGGCUGCUGACCGGCCGGACGGGCUGGGUGGUGGCUCACCCGCAGGGCCUAGUGAAGAACCAGUCGCUGGAGCUGGAUCUGGGGGCCCAGCGGAUGGUGACGGGCCUCGUCCUGCAGGGAGGGAAGUACAGAGAUCUGAACAUUUUCAUCAAACGCUUCAGAGUCACUUACAGCGUCAAUGGAACAGACUGGAACCACAUACUGGAGGAGAACAGCAACAAAGUGAAGGUAUUU
This is a messenger RNA of Danio rerio (zebrafish), 2026 nucleotides long. RefSeq names its product neuropilin 1b (gene nrp1b). Gene Ontology annotation, biological process: vascular endothelial growth factor signaling pathway; regulation of plasma membrane bounded cell projection organization; axon guidance. The record is from RefSeq and is marked provisional. Gene Ontology annotation, molecular function: vascular endothelial growth factor receptor activity; semaphorin receptor activity. Gene Ontology annotation, cellular component: membrane; axon; plasma membrane. Lineage: Eukaryota; Metazoa; Chordata; Actinopteri; Cypriniformes; Danionidae.